UGCGCCCUCACUUUAUGGUAAUGAAGAAGCCCAGUGCUCUUAAUUUCCCAUGACGUUUAAACAAGGGGUUGUGAGAUUCGCUGCUUCUGCCUGUUACAGAUCGGUUGUGAUCGGAGCCAGAGCCUCGUGGACAUCUGUCGAGAGCGGCACUUCCAGGCCUUCCUCUGCGACGCGCUGGCCGUGCCCAUCCGCGGCGGGGCCUGUGAUGCCUGCGUCUCCAUUGCUGUUAUUCACCAUUUUGCAACAGCGGAGCGCAGAGUAGCCGCUCUCCAAGAACUCGUUCGACUCCUGAGACCUGGCGGGAAGGCGCUCGUUUAUGUCUGGGCAAUGGAACAAGAAUAUAAUAAGAAGAAAUCCAAGUAUCUUAGAGAAAACAGAAUGAGCCAGGGGAAGGAGGAGGAGGUCAGCAGCGAUACGCCAGGCCCAGAGUUGCUUGUGGAGCAAGUGCCUGACACAGGCCAUAAGGAGCCAGCCUGUCGAAUGCCCUCCGUCAGUGUCUUCCAGGAGGGAGGGCGGAAUUCAAGGGAAGUUACUAAUUCCAAGCUCCCCGUUCACACUAAUAGGACUUCUUUUCAUUCUCAAGACGUACUGGUUCCCUGGCACCUUAAGGGCAACCCUGGGAAAGACAAACCUGCUGAGCCGUUUGGUCCGGGAGGAUCCCAUGACCCAAGUCCUGUGUUUCAUCGUUUCUACCACGUGUUCCGUGAGGGGGAGCUGGAAGCCGCCUGCCAGACUCUGAGUAACGUCCGCGUCCUGCGAAGCUACUACGAUCAGGGGAACUGGUGUGUGAUUCUUGAGAAGGUCUGACGUCUCUGAACAUACACACCGGAAAGAAAGGCUCAGCUUUAUUUUUUAAAGGACUCUAAAUUUACUGUCUUUUUAAAGAGAAAAUGUGUGGGAAAGAAUCAAAGAAAGGAGAACGCCUGAGAGAAAAUUGGAAGUAGAGAUUAGUUAGGACACAUUUGGGCUACUAGUAUGGCCAUUUUAUCCAUAAAUGUGGGAACGGUUCUCUUAAAUAGGGAGGCAUAGGGAGGCAUAGGGAUGGAUUUUAAAAGUGACUGAAGUAGUUUGUGAAGUUUUUGGGGUCCCAGGGUAAGAAUGCAGCAUUCUGAAGACAAAGUUUUGGUAUUAAGGUUACUCAGCGAACUAAAUCAUGUAGAAUCUUAGUGAUG
Panthera uncia (snow leopard) is the source of this 1172-nucleotide messenger RNA. RefSeq names its product alkylated DNA repair protein alkB homolog 8-like. The transcript is spliced from 2 exons. The record is from RefSeq and is a predicted model, not a curated record. The coding region runs from base 328 to 807 and encodes 159 amino acids. Gene Ontology annotation, molecular function: tRNA binding. NCBI's taxonomy places the organism in Eukaryota, Metazoa, Chordata, Mammalia, Carnivora, Felidae. Gene Ontology annotation, biological process: tRNA wobble uridine modification. Gene Ontology annotation, cellular component: nucleus; cytoplasm.